This is a messenger RNA of Plectropomus leopardus (leopard coralgrouper), 3072 nucleotides long. Lineage: Eukaryota; Metazoa; Chordata; Actinopteri; Perciformes; Serranidae. The record is from RefSeq and is a predicted model, not a curated record.
ACACUGAUUUGUACCCAGUUUUACAAUGAUCCUGCUGGACAUUGUAGUUAUGGCUAAUGAAUGAAUGGAUGAUUGAUUAAUCGAUUGACUGAAUUGCAUUUCCUCCAGGGUUUAGAGAAUAGCCAUGGAAAGAAGCAGAGAUAUCCAAAGCUUCUUCUGCAAAAAAAGAAGAGUCGGAGCCAGCCACAGCUACUUCCAGCAACAGUGAAACAGUGAUUACAGCAGAAGUGAUGAAGAACAUUCAGCACCCCCCUGCACAGCAUGGUUCUCCUGGUAUGGCCAUCCCCUCACUAGCUCUGUGACCCAUCUUGGCCACCCCAGUAAGCUGUCCUGGAUACGCCACUGAAACUCCUCCACCACCUGCCACAGCAGCGACGCAGCGAUGGAGAGCCGCUGCGAAUGAUUAUAAGCUCACGGAAGACCACCACUGAGAGAGAAAAAGAGAAAGACGCACAGAGGGGAGCACAGAUAAGAGGGAGACCCGGAGAACCAGAGAGACAGACGGAGAGAGACGAGCGGAAACAGAAACAUAUGGUUUGUCUGAAGAGCGGUUGUUUCUGAGGACUGCUGAACCGGACCGAAACUUAUUCAACCACCGUGAUCAACGAAAAGCCUCAUUUGAUUCGUCCAUCUGGUUUUCUUGACACUUGUUUGCCUUAUUUUUGUGAGCGCUCACCUGUGGUAGGCUGUGCCUGCGUGCACCUCUGUUUGAUUAGUUUGUGCGGGCUGGAUUGCGGUUGUUGGACCUCCCUGAGCACGCGCACACACGCACACCGAUCAUCACAAGACGCGGUGCAGCCCACAAAAGCUUCUUGCAAGGAGGAAAUUGAAUUAGACAAGUUUAUUCCCACAGAGGAGAAGCACAAGAGUGGCUACUCUCCUUCAUCUCUCACCGUGUCUCCUCAGGGCCCACCAGUUGUCUGUCAGAACCCGCUCCUCUCGUCUCCCACCACCUCCCCUCUCCGGUAACGAGCCAUGUCUGGGCAGACUGUGACCAUCCCGGACGACCGGGCGUUUGCCAGCUUCAAGGCGGAGUGUCUGUGCGAGGAAGGCUGGAAUAUCACCCUCAAUAACGGGGGCAUCACGGUGUGGACCCAGGUACUGGAGGAGGGCAAGUCCAUCCACAAAAUUAAGUGUCGGAUGGUUUGUAAGGAUGUUUCAGCUGAGACCAUGUACGAUGUUCUCCAUGACAUUGAAUACAGAAAAAAAUGGGACAAAAAUGUCAUCGAGACCUUCGAUAUCGGGAAACUUACGGUCAAUGCGGAUGUUGGUUACUACGCAUGGCAUUGUCCAAGUCCUCUUCGGAACCGCGAUGUCAUCACGCUUCGCUCCUGGCUGCCAAUCGGGAAAGAUUACAUCAUCAUGAACUACUCUGUCAAACAUGCUAAAUACCCUCCUAAAAAGGACUUUGUGCGAGCUGUAUCCAUUCAGACUGGCUACAUGAUCCAGAGCCAGGGACCAAGCAACCACUGUACCCUCUUUUACAUGGCCCAGGUAGAUCCACGAGGUUCGUUACCCAAGUGGGUUGUUAACAAGUCUUCCUACUUCUUUGCUCCCAACGUGAUGAAGAAGAUCAACAAAGCCUGUUUGAAGUAUUCAGAGUGGAAGCAGAAACACAACCCCGGCUUAAAGCCCUGGCUCUACCCAGAACAGACUACAUUACCCAUCAUCCCGCUGUCUGAGCUCAGCAUCCAGCGUGCUGAGAGCCUGGAGAAGAUUGAUGAGAGCUCCCUGGCUGAGACCCAGGAGAGAGAAGACAGCGACUAGCACGUACACACUCGCACACACGUAGUCAUCUGUUCAUACACACACACACACACACACACACACACACACACACACACAAUAAUGCAGGGUUACAUGCAUGCCCGAUACACAUCCAUAAUCACACUUAUGUUUAUGUGAUUCUAUACGAGAGUGUGUAUGUGCACAUGCGUACAUACUACAUGUGGCUGUACUAACAUGCUCAUGUAUGGAAUCAUUCAUGCACACACACAGACUCAUACUUAACCAACUCCAUCUCGUACUUGCAUACAUAAUGUAUGGACACAUACAUGCAGCAUAGUUGCAAUCACACACAUGCACUCACUCACAAGGGGCACCAAAAACUACUUAUUUUUUACAAGUCAGUAAACGCACGUUCAUUGUAAUCAGGAAAACGGCUGUGUAUGUGAUUUUUCAUGCAGGAUUAUCAGCGUUUUUUCAUUGGGACCUUCGCAGCCUGUCAUAGAAAGAUAUAUUUUCAGCAAGAAUUUGUGUUGAAAUGUUUACAGACUGACUUGACAGUGGACUUUAAGCUCUCAUUUAAAUAUAAAAAAUGAAUUUGUAAAUUAAACUCUUUUUAUGUGGGAGUUGUGUAUAUGGCCUAUUUGGUGGAAAAACUCUCUGUGUAACCUCUGAUGAUCAUGUCAGCAACAAGUACAUAACAUUCAUUUAUUCCUCAUUAUAUAUUUCAGACAUGUAUACACACUCAGUUUGUGUCUUUCUGCCCAUGUUGUCUCUCUGGCCCUGUUUACAUCUGGCGUUAGAAUUUGUUUUUGGGUGAUGCGAUAAUAGUGAACAGCGCUUAAUACAAGUGUAAACAACCACCAAGAAACGUUGUGAUCCAGUCACUCAAACCACUUGCCGAGUUGGUCUGGCAUGCAUUUAACCACAUAUCUUUUGUAGUAUAAACGCUAAUGUGUCCUGAUGCAUUCCCAACAAGGAGUACAUUCAUCAUUAGUGCAGGACACAAGUGGUCAGCUCGAGAUGCAUAAUAGGCACAGGUUUGAGCAGCCUUAUGUCUCGACUGUCCGCUUGUGUUCUGAUGAACAAAAUGCAUUUUAAUACCAGGUCUAAACAGGCUCUCUGUCCCUCAUUAUGUGUCUCCAUCACCUUUUUGUAAGCACAUAAUAAAUAUGCAGGUGUGCUGAAGGCAGCUGGAACCCCCCCCCAAUCUGCGACCCUUUCAUACACACACAAACACACACAGAUUUAACACACGUACUGUCUGCUCCUCUAAUUGAGAGAUGUAUGAAUGUAUGUAGAGUUUAAAAAUUAAAAACAUAUUCCUACAAAGAUUUUCAAAUUUCA